CAGCGUCAUGCGAAAAUAGUUCAAACGAACCGAUGGACGUUUCAGGGACAGCUACUGAUCUAGAUGCCUCAGACCCAGCGUGUGCGAUACAAUCAGUGUCAUGCGAAAAUAGUUUAAGCGAAUCGAUGGACGUUUCACAGACAGCUUGUGAUCCAAAUGCUUCUGAGCCAGCGUGUGCGAAACAGUCAGAGUCAACCGACAACAAUGGCCAAGAAGCGAUGGAAUUUUCACUGACUGCUCAAGCAGAGGAAACUGCAGUAAAAGAUGCUGAAAAGAUUUGUUUUUCCUGCGAUAAGGCGCGAGUACGUAAAAAUGCUCGUACAUUACCAAUUUAUAGUUCAACCAAAGUAAAAUUAUUAGAUGAUAUUACGCAGAAUGCGCAGGGCAUCAAUGAUAAACUUACGCUGGAAAAAAUCAGUUCUUUGGCAGCCGAUGCAAUCAUUUAUUAUCACAAUAGUGGCAAGACUUUGUACAAUAUCUAAAAAAAUUUAUUAAGAAACCAAAAACAGUUCAAACUGAUUGGCACAACUAUAGAAAUUUUUAUGAUCUUGCUUUCAAAGCAAUUAUUGCUUUUUAGACGGAGAGCUGGCUACAUAAAAAUGCAAGGUAUAAGGUACAUGAAAUAUUUAUAGCUAGAGAGGUUCCAUUAGCACUCCCGAACACUGAGUGACCAGUCUGCCUGCGCGCUUAGGAAGAUUAAGGCGGGGGUGGACGAUCAAAAAUGACAAAUUUUACAAGAAAAAAAAUGAUAAAGCUCAGGGAUAAAAAUUAUAGGAAUGUUAAGUAUUUGUUGCUACGAAACGCGGAAAAUUAUUGGCAGACGAUUUCGUGGAAGAGAAAGGGCCGGCAGACUGCAACAAAGCGGCGUUAACUUUUGUGAAAAAAAAAAAUGAUAAGGUACAUGAUUAAAAAUUAUUGGUAAUAAUUACUAAACUGUUAACGAAGCUAUGUGCUAAAUGGCAGACGAAAAAACUGAAGACAACAUCGAGGCAGAUUGUAAUGAAGAGCGCAGUUUCGAUCGCGCUUAAUGAGGUAGUUUCGUACGAUGCGCUACUAUGAUAUGUUAUUUUGUUAUUUAUAUGAAUAUAUUACGUGUUUCUUUUUUCCA
This is a messenger RNA of Temnothorax curvispinosus, 1108 nucleotides long. RefSeq lists its product as uncharacterized. The record is from RefSeq and is a predicted model, not a curated record. Lineage: Eukaryota; Metazoa; Arthropoda; Insecta; Hymenoptera; Formicidae. The transcript is spliced from 3 exons. Bases 33 to 482 code for a protein of 149 amino acids.